GUCCUCUUUCCCUCCACAACUUCCUCCUCAUCUUUCAUCUCUUUCUUCAUACAUUUUCCCCUCUGUUUACUUCUUCUUUUUUAUUCCACAGAAAUGGGUUUUUUGAAUGUGGCUUGGUGUGUUGCUUCUCUUUUUUCACUAAUUUUACUAACAGCUGAAGCAAGAAUCCCAGGUGUUUUUACUGCUGGAGCAUGGCAGAGUGCUCAUGCUACCUUCUAUGGCGGUAGCGAUGCCUCUGGCACUAUGGGUGGGGCAUGUGGGUAUGGUAACCUAUACAGUCAGGGUUACGGAGUGAACAAUGGAGCACUGAGCACAGCUCUAUUCAACAAUGGACUAAGUUGUGGAGCGUGUUUUGAGAUCAAGUGUGACAAUUACCCACAAUGGUGCCAUCCCGGAAGUCCUUCCAUCUUCAUUACUGCUACUAACUUCUGUCCUCCUAACUAUGCUCUGCCUAACGACAAUGGCGGUUGGUGUAACCCUCCUCGUCCUCAUUUCGACCUUGCCAUGCCUAUGUUCCUCCAUAUCGCUGAAUACCGUGCCGGAAUUGUCCCCGUCGUUUACCGCCGGGUGCCAUGCAGGAAGCAAGGCGGAAUAAGGUUCACAAUUAACGGUUUCCGUUACUUCAACUUGGUUUUGGUUACCAACGUGGCAGGUGCAGGGGAUAUCGUGAGUCUUAGCAUUAAAGGUUCAAAGACUGGUUGGAUAAGUAUGAGUAGGAACUGGGGGCAAAAUUGGCAAACAAACUCAGUUUUGAUUGGUCAGUCACUUUCAUUUAGGGUUAGAGCUGGUGAUAGACGGAGCUCUACUUCAUGGAAUAUAGCACCUGCACAUUGGCAAUUUGGUCAAACUUUCAUUGGCAAGAACUUCAGAGUUUAAACAGUGAAAGUGGAAAAAGAAAUAUGUUUGACUAUUUUGGUUAAUGGGUAUUUUGGAGGAUUGUGAAAGUAGUUAGAAAAAAAGAAAAUGCUUUUCUGGAGUUGGGAUUAUGGAAAAGUAAGGUCUUUUUAUUUAUGGACUUUUUUUUUGUUUGGGUGAAGGGGAAGGGUUGGUGAGUUUUGUGAUUUGAGAAGGGAUGAAGUGUAGAUGACAGAAGAGCUGAAGCGGCUGCAAAAACAUGUAGCCCGCAGCUACUUUUAGGGAUAUAUAUUAUAUCAUUAUUAACUGUAUUUUAGCCGUCAUAUGUUUUGAUUAUUGCAUUA
Messenger RNA from Solanum dulcamara, 1199 nucleotides. Its product is annotated as expansin-A6-like. Gene Ontology annotation, cellular component: extracellular region. Gene Ontology annotation, biological process: plant-type cell wall organization. The record is from RefSeq and is a predicted model, not a curated record. The coding region runs from base 94 to 876 and encodes 260 amino acids. Lineage: Eukaryota; Viridiplantae; Streptophyta; Magnoliopsida; Solanales; Solanaceae. The transcript is spliced from 3 exons.